AUGGUAUUGAUGCAAGCGCGACUACAAGCACUAAUUUCCUGCGUAGAUACAGCUCAAUCAUAUUCAGCUACUCCGCAUGAUGUAAACAGCUCUUCGUUAGCAAUGAAUCAUCUACAGACGAAGCCAGUAGAGCUUCCUCCUCUCCCCAUCCCGACCUUUGGGGGUAACAUAUGGGAAUGGGAUAACUUCUGGGAAUUAUUCAAUAACAAUAUACACUCCCAGCAGUUAUCGGAAAUGGUAAAAUAUAACUACUUACUCAAUGCUUUGAAAGGGGAAGCCAGGGACUGUAUAAGAAAGUUCCAGGUCACUAAGGACAACUACUCCAAGGCCAUAAACUUCCUACUUGUGAAAUACAAUAACAGGGAAGCUCUAAUUAACCAGUUGGUAGAAAGACUGGAUAAGUCGGUAUUACGAAGUCCAUCAAUAAAGGACCAACGUCAUCUUCUCGAGCAACUACAAGUGAUUGUAGCCCAGUUGACUGAAAAGGGAGAAGAGGUCAAUAGCCCAUGA
Molecule: messenger RNA, 510 nt
Organism: Necator americanus (New World hookworm)
Lineage: Eukaryota; Metazoa; Nematoda; Chromadorea; Rhabditida; Ancylostomatidae
Exons: 1
Coding region: 1-510 (169 amino acids)
Source: RefSeq, a predicted model, not a curated record